GUGGAUGGUCGAGCGGAGAGACGCGCUCGAGGACACCCGUUCUCGGCAGACAUACUAGCAGCACCCUUGCCAAAUAAUUACAAGAAUACCAACUUGGUGUUCGAUGGGACUUCUGAUCCGUCGAGACACGUGAGGACAUUUGAAAAUAUGGCUGUGUUGCAUGGAUAUACUGAUUCUGUUAGUUGCAGGGCCUUUUUAUCGACCCUUAGAGGAGGAGCGCUCGAUUGGUUCCAACAGCUCCCCCCAGGCUCGAUAGUGGACUUCGAGGAUUUUGCAGAAAAGUUGACAAAUCAAUAUUCGAGUGCGGUGGCUCAAGAGAAAACAUAUUUUACAUUGAUGGCGAUGAGACAAGGCGAGAAGGAGUCACUGCGCAAAUAUGUCGCUCGAUACAAUCAGGCUUGUUUGGAGAUUCCAUCGGCGGUCGAUGAGGUCAAGGCAGGCGGAUUGAUUAGGAGUUUGCGGGCAGGACCGUGUCGGACUUCUCUGGCUAAGACUCCUGCUCGUACGUAUGAUGAGGUGUUGAGGAGGU
Striga hermonthica is the source of this 529-nucleotide messenger RNA. NCBI's taxonomy places the organism in Eukaryota, Viridiplantae, Streptophyta, Magnoliopsida, Lamiales, Orobanchaceae. The record is from the annotation of a GenBank genome assembly.